GUCCAUGCCAGGAGAGAGACGUCGUGCACACAAAAGGCAAGCCAUCAAAGCAACCGACAGAGACAUCAGCGCAGCCCGUCCAACCGACCAGCCAGUAAAUCGUCAGACGUCACAAAAUGAAAUGCGGCCAGGAGCGAGAGAGAGACAAACAAACAAACAAACGGUGUGUGAGGUGCUGACACCGUCCACACACGAGGAAGGAGAGAAGCCGAGACGACAGGAGAGGAGAGAGAGAGCUGCAAUUACGAGGAGAUGAUGGCGGUCUUGCCGCCCUGCAUCUUGCCCAUCAUCUGCACCACACAGGAGACACAGCAGGCAGGCAGGCAGGUAAAGGGACACCACAGGAACAUCCAUGUCUCCCUUUCCGUACGGGCAGAAAUGCGAGGAUGGCACAGAUGAGGGUGAGGAAGAUGGCAACGAUGGCGAUGAUGGAGGAGUAGUCGAGGGGGCACACGAUCCUCUCGCCGUCCUUGUCAAAGCAAGACGGGUAUUCGCUGCGAGAGCCGUCCGUCAAGAUGCCCCACACCAUGAUGCCUGCAUGUGUAAGCGAGGCAAGCGGCAUGGGCCCGUCGGUGUGUAUUGGGUGUGAGCAGCUGCUGACCGACGAAGAAAAAGAUGAGUGCUCCGAUGUAGCUGAAGGGGAUGAAUACCGCAAGCUUGUCAUUCCCCAGCAAGCCGAGGACACUGCUCACAACACAGAAGCUCUUGGGGCUGUUGUGCGAUAGAGACAUACCCGCUGAGAAAGUCUUACCCGCCAAUGGCGCCAACGAGCAGAAGGGCUACGCCGAAGGUCCUGAAAGGACACGGAGGUGCAUCGACAGCUACUCUCACUUUGCUGCCUUAAUACGGUACGUAGGCGUCAGAAAGCUCACCCGAGUGAGACCAUCGUGUACCCGCCGUUGAUGCUCCUCUGCAGGGCCUUGCAAUCGUCCUGCAGCGAAAUGUGCCACACAUGACAGUGCCAUUCGUCAGGCUUGCAAUGCUGUCGGCGAGUCUGUCCACCCAGUUGCCGGCGGAGCAAUCGUGGUGCACUUGGUCUGGCACACACAGAUGCAGUGCAGAGGAUGGAUGCAGCCGCCGAUUGAGCAGCCCUGUCGAGCCAAUACUUACCAUGGUACUGCUUGUAGUCCCGCUGGUCUUCGUAGCUGGAGCGGCACACACACGCGUCCAAUGACUUGUCCUUGACCAGGUAACCUGUGCACGCAGACGUGCAGUACGAAAUGCGAAAUGGACAGCCAUUAAUCAUGAGUAUAAUGCUUGCCGUCUUUCUGAAGGCAUGUGAAUGUCGAGUCGACUCCAGCGAUGGAGUCGUCGUGGCAGUUGUCGUACGUGGCCUUCGCAGUGAAUCCCACCACAGAGUGGGUCAGACCUGCAGUCAAUGCAUCCGUUAGCAUGAAAACCAUGAUCCCUCCUCAUUCACCCACCCACCCACCGUAGGCUUGGAACACCUCGUCAUCGGAAUUUGCGACCUCCACACGAUUUGCACGCCAGUGGUCCGUUGCCAUGGCUGCCAAAAACACAAACAAACGCGUUCCUUCCCCCAUUCAACAGGGACACGCAUUCGUCGAUUUCACAUUCAUACCGGCAAUCAUGAGGAUGGCGGCGCAGAAGGCAAGGAUUGUACCGAUGAGCCCAAGGAUCUGCAUCGUGGCUGCGCUUUCAGGCCCUUCG
Messenger RNA from Vitrella brassicaformis, 1671 nucleotides. The record is from the annotation of a GenBank genome assembly. Lineage: Eukaryota; Vitrellaceae.